Messenger RNA from Siniperca chuatsi (mandarin fish), 4669 nucleotides. RefSeq names its product autoimmune regulator (gene aire). NCBI's taxonomy places the organism in Eukaryota, Metazoa, Chordata, Actinopteri, Centrarchiformes, Sinipercidae. Bases 2260 to 3801 code for a protein of 513 amino acids. The record is from RefSeq and is a predicted model, not a curated record. The transcript has 13 exons. Gene Ontology annotation, cellular component: cytoplasm; nucleus. Gene Ontology annotation, biological process: humoral immune response; regulation of transcription by RNA polymerase II. Gene Ontology annotation, molecular function: DNA-binding transcription factor activity, RNA polymerase II-specific; translation regulator activity; DNA binding.
AGCCAGGUGACGGUUAGCUUAGCUUUGCAUAAAGACGGAAAACAGGAGGAAACAUCUAGCCUGGCCCUGGCUCUGUCCAAAGGUAACACAAUCUGGAGUCUCCACUGGUUGCUAGGAAGUCACUACUUGCAAAAAAAUAACCCCUGUACAACCACAACUUGUCAUUUUUACACUUUUGUACGAAUUAAACAACCUAGAUAUACUGUGACUGCUGAUUAGUGAGCUUUAGAGGGGCUGGUAAGCUAGCUAGGAAUAUCUUUGCAAAAACCUGUACAGAUAAACAGCAGAACAUUAUUUUUCAUACCAUGGGAUUCUUAAACAGUGCAGGUCCUCUGGACUGGAAACAGGUGUUCGUAGAUAGAUUUUGUUACCUAGGCUAGCUGUUUCUCCCUGUUUAAAGUCUUUAUGCUAAACUAAGCUAACCAACUCCUGACACUAGCUUUAUAUUGAAUGAACAGAAAUGAGAGAGGUAUUGAUCUUCUCAUCUAACUUUUGGCAAGAAAGCAAAUAAAAGUAUUUCCCAAAAUGUUGAAUAUUCCUUUAAUUUUAAUUAACUUUGACUCAUUUGCUAGCUAACAUUUAGCCUUAACUGACAUUUAAAUGACAUAUGACACAUUAGAGCAUAAUUUGAUUCAUGUAUCUUAUGUUGAAAUGUUCAUGCUGAAGAAACAGAGACAAUUAAAGUGUGAGGGGAAUGUGCUACCGACCUGGGUUAGCCAAAAUUGGGUUAGGCUAUUGCAGACUGCCAGACAGGCAAUCUAUAGUAACAGGCAAGUCAAAAAAAAACUUUUAAACAUAAAAGGGCUGUAUUGUGUUGCAAAAGGGGAUAGCCCUUUGGUUCCUUAUUAAACCUUUUUAUGUAGUGUUGCCAGAUUGGACUGACAAAAAGUAGCCCAAUCAUAGCCUACAAUGCGCCCAGUCAUAAAAGUAAUUUUCAUUUAGAAAAGGGUCUACCUAUAUAUUAAUAAUGUAGCUGAAUACAAUGAAGAAGAAAAAUAAUUGGCCCUAUUGCUUCCAGUCUUAUGUUUUAUCGGUGGCAAACUCAUAACCAGUUACAAUAAUGAAAGAAUUAUAAUAAAGUCAUACAAUAAAAGUAUUUUAGAUAAUGUUACCAUAACAUUUAAUGUAACACUUAUAUGGACAAAUGUAAGCUUUUACAAGUCUUUUUUCACAGAUCUAUGACUGAAUGAAUAAUAAUUGGAAUAGGAAAAAGUUUCAACUUAUAAUUAUAAUAAACUGAAAGGACAUUUGGUUGAUGGUCAUCAGUUAUCAGUCAUUGCAUGUCGAGUUGAGCCUACUGAACUCAGUGUCCUGUUAAUCUCAAUCAUACUACUUGGAUUAGAGGAGGGAACGAUUUAUUGGAAUAUAGCCUAAGUUUUCGUUGGUGGAAACCGCCCAAAUGGUACAAAAAUAGUAUCACAAUCGAGUAUCAAGUAUCAAGUAUCACAACCUGACCCAAACAAUUUUUAAUAAGAAGUAGCCCAAUUGGGUAGAAAACCACCCAAUCUGGCAACACUGUUUUUACAAGAGAAUUUUUAAGAGUGUACUCUAGCAGCAACUGAGGAAAAUGGGCUGAGAGCAUAGCAUUCAUCCAACCAUUCAAUCAAUCUGUCCAUCAGUUAGUUGUUUACAGAGUUAAUUUUCUCCUGCCUAUUGCAUAAUUGUCACACUAAUCCUGAGCUCCCUGCGGUGAGUUAGUGCCUGAAAACCUGAUAGUUAAGGGGAAGUUGAGGUGGAAAGAACCUUUUAAGAGGGAAACUGUCACGGUGACGUGUCAGGUCGCUUACACUCAGCUCUCCUGAUGUAAGAGUACAGGUAUUCCCCUAGAUUGACAGCAUGUCAUUUGAUCCCCCUUAGGGUCAACAGGCAGACAGAGACAGUUAGUGCUGUUAGUGGACAGAUGAACCCCACAGAGACAAGAGGUCGAGGGUGGCCUUGCUUGAAGGGUGAAACCUUCAAUGUGGAGUUUCUGAAAAUCUCAGCCAGUCAAAAUUAGUGGCAUCAGUGUUGUUCAUAUGCAUGGCUGUACAUACAUGGAUUAAAAGCAGAAACCAUGGAUUAUAUUUUAAAAAAGACAUGAAAGAUACUUUUAAACACACAUGAUUCAAGAUACCCCACAUAUCAGUCAGCAUGAAACACCUGUACAAUAUUUCCUUCCCUGAGAAGGACACACCUCUUCCAUCCAAAAUACCUCUGGUAUGAUCUCAGGUCCUUUCAGGUCUGGGUCACUUUAGAUCUCAUUUACACACAAAGCAGAUCAUGUCCAGAGUGGAAGCUUUCAGGGACACAAAGCUUCGCUCCCUGCUGAGGGAGUUACGGACUGAUAUUGCUAUGGCUAUAGAUGACCCUUUCCCUCUUGUCUAUGGUUUGGCGGACAAAAACGUCAUCACUGACCAACUACUGAAGGACACUCAGGAGAAGCAGGGCAGAGAAGGGAUCCACAAGGCCAUGUACUCGCUCCUGUCCUGGGUCUUGGAGCAGAGCAGAUCCACCAUCCAGGCUUUCUGGAGCAACUUGUCCAAAGACUACAACCUGGACAGCUACCCCAAGCUGCGGACACUGCUCACUAACCUGCACUCGACUGACAUUUUGUUGACAGAACGGGAUGCUGCAGGCUCUAGAAGUGAGAAGAGAUCCUCCGGAGGCCACAAAACACCUCACAUCAAGAAGAGGAGUCACGAGGACAGAGGGGCAAACUCAAACAAUCAGCAUCCACAGUAUCAUGCCAAGACAAGCGAUGGACCAGGGGGUAAAGUGAGACUAUACAGAGUGAAGAGUGAAGCUCCAGCCCCACAGCUAACAUCUGGAAAAAGUGUUCAGGCGGUGUCCUCCUCGGUCCAGAGACCAGCCACCCUGUCUUCCUCCUCUUCUGCCUCCUCAGCCGAGCCGGCCAUCAGCUAUGAAGCCAGAGAGAAGAUCCAUAUUAAUCAGGAGUUUGGCUCAGAUGAUAAGCCAUUGGGAACUGCCAGAAAGUGCAUAAAAGUUGGUGAGGACUUUUACUCUUGUGGUCAGUCAGAGGAGAUAAAUGGAGCAUCCAAAGCUGCAGAGAACAUGUUUCACCACAAGGGGGAGACAACCACAGUCAUGGUUCACUAUAAUGAUGAUGAGUGUGCAGUGUGUAGGGACGGAGGGGAGCUGAUUUGCUGUGAUGGCUGUCCUCGAGCUUUUCAUCUGACCUGCCUGGACCCUCCACUCACAUCCAUACCAAGUGGCCCUUGGCAGUGUGAGUGGUGCUGUGGCAACAGAGUGAAAAGAGAGACAGCCCAGCUACCUUUACAACCACUCAUUGCCCAGCCUCAGCAAACAACGACGAGCUCCGGUAACUCCAUCAUAGACGUCUCCUUCUUCCCCUCGCUGUCAUCCUCGUCUCUCACCAGUGUCCCAGCUUCUAUGAAUGGGCCCAGUGGCAGAAAACAGUGCUCAGGUGGCAAGCUGAUCAGCGUGAGGGAGGUGUGUGGUGUUUGUCACCUAGCAGGAACAGACCUGACUCACUGCCUCCAGUGUUUGAGGUGUUUCCACGCACACUGCCACUUCUCCAAAGGGAGAUCCAUCUGCUUGUCCUGCUCCAGGCCCUGGGGCAGCUCUGCAGAGAAGGAGGCUGAACCCAGAGGCUUACAGCUUACCCCAGUGGUCCAAAACACACUCAGUCAUGAUCAGAGCUCCUCCGUCCCUGAACCCAUCCUCCAUAAAGAUGAACUGGACUCCAUCCUGGGAGACCAGGGCUCCAUCGAUGGCAUCUUGCAGUGGGCUUUCCACAACAUCUCGCGGCCUCUUCCAGACUCUCAAGGAUGCUUCCAGUGACAGACAGACGAUCAGCCCUGCACUCAUGCAUGAGCGCUCACAGUUUGAAGUUAUACUGUAAAGUAACAAUGAUGAAAUGUCCGUGCUAAAUGCACACAAUCAUGGGCAGGAUAAAUCUGGCAAAAGCCAAAAUUGAGAAGUUAUUGUUUAUUUAAGAAAGUAAUUACAAGUGUAAAAAGUAUAAUUUCCCCAUAAGUCAGAGAUCACUCUGUGCGCAGUUAAGAUGUGGUAUGUUACCGCAACAUAUUGAAACAGAAGAUACAAGGGUGUGACUGAAGAUGAAAAAAUGUGUGAAUGUUGUGAGUUAAAUGAGGUGGACAACGAAAUUCAUUUUAUACUGUCCACCUAUAUCAUGAUUUACAACAAAUAAGUUUAUGUUCCUGAUUUAGACUCCAUAGGUAUUGAGAAUGGAGCUUUAAUUGAAUACCUUUUUGAUAAUGUUUUUGCAUUUUAUGAAUAUCUUUCUAAAGCAUGGGAUAGGAGGAGAAAAGUAACAUAUGGUAGAUAGAUUCUAUUUUAUAUGGAUUGUAGACUAUUGGUUUAUGAACUGGAUCAAAUAGACAGUGUUUGGCACUAAUGGAUGCACAUGUAGUUUUUGUUUUGUUUGGAUUUGUGUGUCUUGUGCUUAGGGGGCUGUGUUUGUGUGUUUGUAUAUAGGUUGUAUUUCCAUUGUGGGAUAUCUCCUGGGGCGUUAUUUGUGGGAGGUUUAUGUUUGGAUGAUGUUGAUGUAUUGUGCUGUUAGAUGGUGGUGGGUUAAUGUGCCUGAAUGUUUGGUUUGUUCUUAGUUAAUGUGUCUAAAUAAUUCCAUGAGGGACGGAUAAUGUAAAUGACUAGACUCGAAAAUAAAAUAUUUAUUCAUUCAAAUUCA